Molecule: messenger RNA, 2004 nt
Organism: Populus trichocarpa (black cottonwood)
Lineage: Eukaryota; Viridiplantae; Streptophyta; Magnoliopsida; Malpighiales; Salicaceae
Product: wall-associated receptor kinase-like 8
Exons: 4
Biological process (GO): cell surface receptor signaling pathway; protein phosphorylation
Cellular component (GO): plasma membrane
Molecular function (GO): ATP binding; protein serine/threonine kinase activity; calcium ion binding
Source: RefSeq, a predicted model, not a curated record
AUGGAGAAAAUGGUUUCGAAAUUGGUGGUUAAGAUGACUUUGCUGAUGUUAAUGUUUCAGUUAGCAAAAGCAGCAGCACCUGUAGCGAAGUUCGGUUGUCCAGAUCGAUGCGGAGAUAUUACCAUUCCUUACCCUUUUGGAACUGGAAAAGACUGCUACAAGGACGAAUGGUUCGCGAUUGAAUGCAACAAAACCACCAACCCUCCCAGAGCUUUUAUAAGUCGAAUCAAAAUGGAGGUGCUGAAUAUUUCAGUUAAGACAGCCACCGCUACUGUCAAAAGUCCAGUAAUAUCCUUCAAUUGUACUGGCAGGAAAGAUGGUGGAUCUCUGGAUCUCACUGGAUCUCCCUUUGUUUUCUCCGAUUUCAGGAAUGUGUUCAUUGCAGUAGGUUGUGAUACUCGAGCUUUCAUGAGCGGGAUUGAGCCGCAAGUCCUCGGUUGCGUGCCUACAUGCGGUUUUCAAACCGAGAUUCGAUCCACUAACGUUGAUCAAGGUAGAGAAGCAUGCAAGCUAGCCGUUUUGGUGAAUAGGACAUGGUUUGCAUCGAAUAUAAGUGAUCCAUUCGCACUGCAGUAUAAAGAUUACGUUCCAGCGAACUUGGGUUGGAUGAUGAACGUGAAUUAUUCUGAUGAUAUUUCCAUUAAUUGCCAAAAAUAUUACAAUGAAUCCUUAAAAUCUGAAUGUGCGUGUUGGCGUGGAUUUGAGGGUAACCCUUACCUUGAACUUGGUUGCAAAGAUGUUGAUGAAUGCAAGACCCCAGAUAAAAAUACGUGCCGAGGGAUGCUCAAAUGCGUAAAUACACGUGGAGGGUACAGAUGCGUCAUAAAUAAAAUUUAUAUAAUUAUCAUAGGUAUAGGAUCAGUCGUCUUUAUAUUGGUACUGCUGUUUGGCCUUUGGAGGCUAUAUAAACUUAUAAAGAAUAGGCAGAACAAGGAACUCAAAAAGAAAUUCUUCAAACGUAACGGUGGGCUAUUGUUACAGCAAGAAUUAUCCACUAGUGAUGGUAGCGUUCAGAAAACAAAAAUAUACAGUUCCAAGGAGUUGGAAGUAGCCACCGAUGGUUUUAAUGUGAACAGAAUACUUGGAGAAGGUGGUCAAGGGACUGUUUAGAAGGGAAUGUUAACGGAUGGAAGAAUUAUUGCUGUUAAAAAUUCCAAAGUCAUUGAUGAAGAAAAUCUUGAAGAAUUUAUUAACGAGGUUGUCAUUCUCUCACAAAUCAACCACAGAAAUGUGGUUAAGUUGCUAGGUUGUUGCUCGGAGACUGAAGUUUCUAUACUAGUAUAUGAAUUCAUUUCCAAUGGAAAUCUUUACAAGUAUAUCCAUGUUCAAAAAGAUGACUUCUUGUUAUAUUGGGAAAUGCGAUUACGAAUUGCCAUUGAGAUUGCGGGAGCCCUUUCUUAUCUACACUCGGCGACAUCGAUUCUGAUUUAUCACUGUGAUAUCAAGUCUACAAACAUACUCCUAGAUGAGAAAUAUAGAGUCACAAUAUCAGAUUUUGGAUCUUCAAGAUCCAUCACCAUCGAUCAAACUCACUUGACCACUCAUGUGCAGGGUACUUUUGGCUACUUGGAUUCAGAGUACUUCUAAUCUAGUCAAUUUACAGAAAAAAGUGAUGUUUAUAGCUUUGGAGUGGUUCUGGUUGAGCUUUUAAGUGGAUAAAAACCGAUAUUUUCCGCUAGCCCAACAGAAAGUAGAAGUUUAGCCAUGCAUUUUAUCAUGUUGAUGAAAGAUAAUAGGUUGUUUGAUAUUUUUGAUGCUAGAGUCAAAAAGCAUUUCCAUAAUGAAGAAGUUGUUGCUGUCGGCAAUCUUGCAAGAAAAUGCUUGAAUUUGAAUGGGAAGAAUCGGCCAACAAUGAAAGAAGUAACCACAGAGUUAGAGAGGGUAAUUCAAAAGGGAUCAAAUGUUCAACAAGACAGUCAAGAGAAUGAAAGUAUCAUGGCUGAUCUCAGUAUGCAAUACAUGGGAUGCAUUUCCGACAUCAAUAAUGACUUGUGAUUUUAAUAA